GACUAAAUUCAAAUCAAGUGCUUUAUACAGAUUUAACAUGUCUGAUCAUCACGGUGGAAAAGGUUAUACCCCAUUACCGCAAAAUAUAAGUAACACCGAUACUGAGGAUGAAGAUGAUUGUUUGGCCCAACCAAAUGAAAUUCCUAAAGAUCAUGUUGAUGAUACACAACUGCAAUCAACUACUAUUCAUGAGAAUGGAAUAUAUUAUCCAUUGGAUGAAACAAGGAAUUUAGCAAAUCGCACAAAAAAUGGUCAAAAUAUGCUUAAAUAUUAUAGAGAUGAUGUACCUAUAAUGGUAGUUGAAGGCAUUGACCAAAAUGAUUUGUGGAAAAGACAAGAUAUGUCACCCUUAUGACGAUUUUGUUUGGUUGCUUCUAUAUUAUUAUGUGUUGUAACAAUAGUUAUAUUUCUAUACGUUUUACCUUGUGAUAAUUCAAUGGUAUGUCCUUCAGUAAAUGAACCUCAGUCAUCUAUAUCUUGGGAUAAAACUUUACAAGGAAUAGAAUUACAUGGUCCUAUCUCCAUCAUUCAUGGAAAUCCAUCAAACUUGAUAUUUCUUGUUCGUGGACAACGAUAUAGAGGAAAUGAUACAAAUGAUCAGGGUCAAAUAUCUGCAGAAGGAGGAGGAAUUAUGUCAAUGCAAGCAAAUAGUGGUUUACCAUUGUGGUUAGUUUCGUUGAAAAGACCGCCUACCGAAAUUGAUUGUAUUUCAGUGGAUACUGAUCGAUCUGGAAAACCAGAUUGCAUAGUUGCUGGAGAUCAAGGCCUUUUGGCUAGUAUCGAACCUAUUGCAGGCACUAUUCAUUGGAGUUCCAAAAUUUAUACAUAUGAAAAACUACCUCUGAUAUUACCAGAUAUUAAUUCAGACAAAAUAGAAGAUUUUUUGAGUAUAGAAGUAGCAACAAAAAAUAUGCCUAAUCUUGUUCUCUUAUCUGGUGGAACUGGACGUCUUCUAGGGCGAUAUUCACCUGAAAAUUGUUCGUCCAUUGAUAUAAAUAAUCACGUCCUUAAUGAUACUGUAUCUUAUAUUUGCUAUGAUAGUAGUAGAAGUAUGAUUAAAACUAUGACUAUUAAAGGUUUAUUACAUGCUAUGAAAUUACCAGAGUAUAAAAAAUUGAUAAUGAAACAAGCAAUGGCAUUUAGCACGUUCAAGACUUUAAAAUACAAUAAUGAAAAGAAUAACUGGGGGCCUACACCAUAUCACUACUUAUCCAUUGAAAAUAAAGGAUUAUGUCCUGGAGAAUUUUGUACAGCUAGUGUAACUCUAAAAUUACAAAAGCAUGGAAAUCAAUCAAAAGUAAUAUGGAAUUAUAUUAGUCCUAAUUCUUUUGUCUCAAAACCAGCUUUUCUGGAUAUAUCCAGGAAACCUUAUACUUUUGGAUUUGCCAUUAAAUUUUGGCAAUGGACUAAUUCAACAUCUGAACGUACAGAAAAAGUAUCUAUUGUUACAGAAAGAAGACUAAUAGAAAGAGUAUUGAUUGUUUUUGUGAAUUAUACAGAUGUACAAGUUAAAAAUGCAAAUCAAACUGAUAUUAUUCAAUUAUGCAGAAACGCAAAUUGUCAACCAAAUUUGAGUUUGCGUGCACGCUUUAGUUCAAUCAAAAUUGAUUAUAUUAGUGAAGAUGGAUUUCCAGAAUUAAUAACUUAUUGGUCUUCAUAUGACAUAGAAGCAACAAAGGUACUGACAUCAAAAGUACAGGUUGUAAAAUUAGAUUCGCUUGUAAUGGAUCUUCCACAUACGGGUGUUUAAUCUUUGAUUUAUUUAAUGAUUGCUAGUUUAUAGACAAAUUGAUCAUUCAAUUCUUCAGUGUAAAAUUAUUAAUGAACAUUUUAACAACGAAACAAAAAUAUUUGUUUCGUAAAUAUAUUUAAGUGAAUAAUUAUACUAUAAUAAAUGACAGCACUACCAUUAAUAAGUGGUAUUUGGCUAUAGACUUAUUAGAACUAGUCAUCACUUGGUAGUAAUGUAGCAACGAUUUUCAUAGGCGCCUAAUUAAAUAAAAUAAUUUUUAAAUGAU
This is a messenger RNA of Bombus huntii, 2018 nucleotides long. RefSeq lists its product as uncharacterized. The transcript is spliced from 5 exons. The record is from RefSeq and is a predicted model, not a curated record. Lineage: Eukaryota; Metazoa; Arthropoda; Insecta; Hymenoptera; Apidae.